CACACGCAUCCGCACUGGAUUGACUGACAUUCAAGAUCAUUCGGAUCAAGACCAACAGAGCCCCACGAUGGAGAGGCCGAAGAAACAGAAGAAACAGCGGCGCUCAGGCACCGUUGGCAGGCGCCUGUGGGCUCGCCUGACCCGCCGCUGGAGGUUGCUGGGUCUUUUCGAGAUCGGUGAGGAUCAUGAGUUUUACAACCUGACCGUCAUGAUGAAAGAUGGCCUCUCCGCAGCGCUAGAGUCCGCCGUUGACCAGCCCGCACAGACUGAGCUGACCGUAGAUGACUAUAACAAGGAAGAGUGUCAGGUGCAUGAGGGGUUUGAGAUGCAGACGUUUGCGGGCCCUGUGUUUGUCAGUCUGCGGCGAGCGCUUGACAUCUGCGAGCGAGGCUACCAAACGUCCCUCUCUACCGAUGGCUACCUGCAGUUCAUCAGCAACUCCAAGAGCAAGGCCGACUUCUACCUCACGAAUGAUAAAUGUUACUUCCUGAAGACCCAGAAUAAACGUGAGGUCAACUUCCUCCUGUCUAACUUGAAGAAAUACAUGGAGCAUCUAGACAAGUAUCCCCACUCACUGAUGGUGCGGUUCCUGGGUGUGCACCGCAUCAUCAUUCAUGGUGACGUAAAGAAAUAUUUCAUUGUGAUGCAGAGCGUCUUCUAUCCCGACGAGAGGAUAACAGCCAGAUAUGACGUGAAGGGCUGUGAGGUGGGACGCUGGACCAACCCCCCCGCUGAAGACACACAGCGCAUUGUGGUACUGAAGGACAUGAACUUUGAGGGACAACACAUCAACCUGGGCGAGCACCGGUCCUGGCUGGUCCGUCAGGUGCAGCUGGACUCUGAGUUCCUGCGCAGCCUAAAUGUUCUGGACUACAGCAUCCUGUUGGCCCAUCAGCCCCUGCAUCUGGACGAGAUCGACCAGAACCACGACCUCGCGACCCUUGUCCUCCGGACCACCAUAUCUGUGGAUAUAGAAACAGACCCUACUGAGCAGGAGCCUCUAAAGAUCCCUGCUACUUUGGUGGAGGAGGACUCAGCCCUGCUGCAGUCGGACCAAUCAAGGGGCCAGGCCCAUGCCCUUGCAGAGGAUCCAGUCACCGGAACCCCCCUACAGGAACUUCCCCACCGGCACUCCACAGAACUCCAGGAGUUCCAUGACCAGAACCGCAGGCUUCUGCCGGAGUUCAAGAACCCAGUGCACGUCAUCGAUGGUCCCGAGCUGCGCUACUUUGUGGGCGUGGUGGACAUUUUCACUGUGUACGGACUGAAGAAGAGGCUGGAGAACCUGUGGAAGAGAAUCCGGUUCCCCGGCAGGGCGUUCUCCACCGUCAGCCCAACGGCGUACGCUCAGAGGUUCUCCCAGUGGGCGCAGAACCACACCAAGUAGCCAAGAAGAGAACACAAACAGGAAGCCAUGGGAAAGGGAGUGUGAUGUGUGAGAGCAGUUGAGAGAAAGAUAGAAGCACUUAUAGAAAAGCAGGACGAUGGGCAGAUAGAGGGUUAUGGCAGAUAGGUGGCAAUUAGAUAGAGAAAUGAAAAAUACUGCAAUUUAGUAGAGCAGCUGACAGAAAGAUAGAAUCAAUUAAAGAAUUAGGAAGAUAGGCACAUCAUAAUUAGAUAGAAAAAAUGAAAAACAAAAGUACUGCAAUUUACCAAAUACUGUAUAGUUUUCAAGGAUAAACAUGAUGUGCCUAUGGUUUUGUAGGCACAUUGACAGAUAUACUGUAAGUGGCGAAUGUCAACUCUUCUCAAGUCUUAAUGCUUUGUUGAGUAACUGGAAUGGCCACUGUUGUGUAAUGGAAUAUAUAGUCUAAGCUCACCAUGUUUACAAUUUUAUAUGGGAGGCUAUUUUGUGUGAAGAAAACAGAUAUGGAAACUGAUUAAUAUUUUAUUUUACGGUGCUGUUUUUCAUAAAUAAAGGUAAGCUACACAUAAUAAAAGAUAAAUAAAUAAAUAGGCUAAAUAAAUAAGAAAGAAAGAAAAAAAGAAAGAAGUGCCUGCAAUAGGCCAGCUCAAAGAUAGCAUUGUAAAAGCUAUAGGGCAAUUCCAUGUAAAGGUCAUCCUUACCAUGGAAAAAAAAGUUGUGCAUACGCAAAUAGAACUGUUGUUAAAAUCUUCA
Molecule: messenger RNA, 2119 nt
Organism: Alosa sapidissima (American shad)
Lineage: Eukaryota; Metazoa; Chordata; Actinopteri; Clupeiformes; Clupeidae
Product: phosphatidylinositol 4-phosphate 5-kinase-like protein 1
Exons: 10
Coding region: 68-1387 (439 amino acids)
Biological process (GO): phosphatidylinositol metabolic process
Molecular function (GO): phosphatidylinositol kinase activity
Source: RefSeq, a predicted model, not a curated record